AUGGGGAAGAUACAUAUCGAACCCCCAACAUUUGAUCUUGUUGGAAGUUGCUAUGGUUCCAACUGCUACUCAGUUGUCAUAGUUUCACAGAACAAUGCCAGGAAAUACGGCAUCACAAUAGAUCACACUGGACUUGAAUUUCAGGUAAGUAAAACCAUUUCAUUCCAUGUUUAAGAGCUCCUGUAUACUAUGUAAAAAUAAUACUUGGUAACCUACAGGAGACAUUCCUUGCCAUGGCUAGCAACUAGCACUGGAUAGAACCUUCCUUCCGCAAGACCUAGGCCAUGUUUUAAUACACCAUCUCUUCUCUCCUUCCCCCACCCAAUUUAGGGGAUGAUACAGGAGGCACAGUAUGACUCAACUGCCUGA
This is a messenger RNA of Podarcis lilfordi (Lilford's wall lizard), 369 nucleotides long. The record is from the annotation of a GenBank genome assembly. Lineage: Eukaryota; Metazoa; Chordata; Lepidosauria; Squamata; Lacertidae.